Messenger RNA from Ectocarpus sp. CCAP 1310/34, 717 nucleotides. The record is from the annotation of a GenBank genome assembly. NCBI's taxonomy places the organism in Eukaryota, Phaeophyceae, Ectocarpales, Ectocarpaceae.
AUGGCUGAGCCGCGGCAAGUUACGGCCAAGGCGAGAGCGGACCGGACGUACGACACUCCGUUCACUCGGGAAAGUGAGCCAUGGGGAGCCAGGACAUUGGUCUCCGUACAGCCGCACCACCCAGACAUCCCCGCAGUAGAUCAUCGCUCAGACAUAAAAUUUGGGCGAAAACAAACAUUGUCGGUCGUGUCGUAUAACGUUCUCGCGGACUCCAACAGCGUUCGGGUUAGGAACUGCGCCCCGGCCGUGACCAGUUGGGGUCGCCGGCGAGAGGUUCUGCUCAAGGAGAUCUUCAGCGUUCGUGCGGAUGUGCUAUGCCUCCAAGACGUUGACUGCUUCCACCAAUGGUGGAGUCCACAGUUGACCAGUGCCGGGUACGACAGUCUGUUUAAGCAAAGGACCAGUCGAGCGGCGAUGCACCGAGAAGGUGUCGUAAUUGCGUGGAAGCGCGAUGUGUUUGAUCUCUUUCGAAGCGGGGAGAUGGAGCUCAACAGGAGGGGGUAAACACUAGGGCUUCUUUUCUUCUUUUUAUUUCUUUUCAUGCCCCACCUUCCUCCUGCGGUGCGUGCUGAAUUCUGUUUUUAUCGCGAGAAGGGUCCAGCCGUCCCUUCCCCUCGUCAACGGUGCUAACGUCGAAGUUUGGUGCUCACGAGAGCUUUUUAGCUAUAUUUCGCUUUCACCCGCACAUGUCGUAAAUUUUUCACCCCAUGGGGAUUC